AUGGGUAGAGUGUCAAGACGCGACAGACUCCCGCCUAAAGAGCCUGUUAUUCUCUUCACAUUCGCCUCGUCCCUCACUCCUAGCGCAUGGGACGCGGCGGGAGAUGCGGUGAACAACGCGCCAGGCCAGGCGCCUGCGCAUCCCGACAAAGAUCGCGAGACGCAGCUCGUAUAUUACAUCGGCAUAGCGCGAGGGCCGUCUAUUCUCGUUGAUUUCGGCCGGCACAGGAAGAUUCUGCGAAGCGCCGUCUCUGCCGUGCUGGCAGACGCUCCUCGGCACUGUAGCACAUACUCUUUGGGAUACGGUCGCACGAAUCUCUUCCUCUCCUUCGGUCAGGGUCUGAUCGCCUUCGCUGUCGCAGACGACGCUCUAGACCGCUGCAGGGCGUUCCAGAUUCUCUCCCAGCUUCGAUCCACCGUCAUCCACACUCUCUCCCACACGCUCUCGCCGCACGCCCCCUCGCUCCCGCACCCCCGCUCGCACUCGCGGGCCGCUCUCGCCGCCGCGAACGCGCUCCGCCAGCCGCCGCAAAGACCAGUAACCGCCCCUCCUGCGAGCAAGUGCAACUGUGUAACGGUUACAAGUCUGCCGGAGCGUACGGACUCGCCCGUGCCAACCGCGCUCCCUGCAGCAGCACAGGACGGCGAGACACCAGCCACGGCGGCAGCUACCCCCCACAGUAGCGCGACUAGCGCCGACACAGAUCCAGUUAAGACUGAUUCGACCGCCAUUACUACCAGCAGCAGCAGCAGCAGCAGUAACGCGUUUCCAUCUGGUCGAUCGGCGAAGAUGGCUCGCUCUUUAUCCGCGCAUUUCGCGCCUACAUUUCUAGCAGAUUGCCUGGAAGCGACCUUCAAGGAGGUGGUUCGAUCCGCUAGAGGCCGACUCCGUAAGCGCACAGUGCUGCAACUGUACCCCGACGCGCCGCACGCUUAUCUUGUGAAUAAAAAGAACAUGCAUGAACCGGAUAUUCUGGACCCGUUAGAAGCCGGCUGUAACGGUGCCAGCAGCAGGCUUGUAACGGGUACAGGCGCGUCGGAACACAGCAGCAGCAGCUCAGGCGAAAAUCUCAACCGGAGCGGGAGGGAAGGAACGGGAGGAGCAGGGGGAACCGGAGGAAGCUUCCAGGGCGGAAGGGAGAACCUUCUUAGCUCGCAAGUGAGCGCGCGGGAAUCCCUGAUGAGCGAGCUUUCUGAUAUGAUGGCGGAUUUCGAAGUGGGCGACUUUGGGGAGAAGCUCGUCGUGUCGCGGACGGGGCGAGACGAUGAAUACGUGGACGAUGAUGAGUGGUACAGGCAGACACGCGGGCAACCCCCCAUGAUGACCACCAAUGCGCGCGGCCUUGGGAUUGGAUCCGGGCGAGGGUUAGGGUUAAGGUCUGGUGCGGGAGCGGGAGGGGGAAGAGGAGGCGGGGAAGGUGGAGGGGGAGGCGGAAGGGGAGGCGGAGGGGGAGGCGGAGGGGGAGCGGGGAUGGGGAACAGUCCGCUGCUGGAUUUCGCUGCGCAUGCGCGGGGGGCGGGGAUGUUCCCGUCGCACUCGCACUCCGCCGUGUUCGCCCCAACGGGCGCCCGCUCCGCGUCCCUCGGCGUGGGGCAACCGCUGCCCAUGGUUCCCGCGGAAUAUGCGGGGCUCGUUCCUAUCAGGUCGGGGGGAGGGGCGGCGGGCAUUGGGGUGGGAAUGGGUGGAGGGAUGGGAGGAGUAGGAGGGAGGGGGACCGAGCAGCAGCAGCAGCAGCAGCAGCAGCAGCAACAGCAGCAGGCGCAUGCGUUUCCGCGGGCAGCAAUGGGGGGCGUGUUGAGAGAGGGGUAUGCAGAGGGGGGUGCAUUGGAGCAGCAGAGGGAGCACAGAGGAGCAGGCAGCGGAGAGGGGAGCGGAGAGGCACAAUCAGGAGCAGCUACAGCAGCUCGGCACAAUAUCUCUCUCUCCCACACUGAACCCACUUCAGACCUCACCACAGUGGUUCCAGAUUUUCACCUGAACCCCAACCUGACAGGGCACGUGGCAGCAGGGAGGCAGGGAGCAGGCGGGGGGCGGAAGCUAGGGGAAGGGCACAGGCGCAUGGGGGGCAGUGAGGGCGCCCUUGGCGCGCUAGACACCAGCGCCCUGGAGGGCAGCAUUCCGAACAGCAGUGGCUUUACAAGCAGCGGUUUUGGGAACAGCGGUUUUGAGGGUAGCGGUUUUGGAAGGAGCGGUGGGGAAGCAGGGACAGCAGGGGUGGGUGCACGUGGCAACGAAGGGUUUUAUCCCCUUGGUGGUGCUGCUGGGUUUCCCCCUACAGGGUUUUCGCCUGCAGGGUUUUCGCCGGUUGCUGCUGGGGGUGACAUUGGGAAUAGUGUAGGCAACUUCUUGUUCAGUACCAGUUUCAAUGCGAGUACUGGCAGCAGCACCGGUGGCAUUGGCAGUAUGGGAAGCAGCAGCAAUCCGUUCGAGGAAGCAGCCAAUCGGAUCAAGAGUCAGAGAUCCGAGUUUGAUAACCUCUUCCCGCCGCAAUCACCAGCAGAGGAUAUAGAGGAGGACGAGGAAUUCGACCGGACCGCCCUCACCGGACCUGCAGGUUCGGGCGGGAAGGAGUUCGUCCGGGCGCAGGCUCGGCACCAGGCUCGGGAGUGGGGCACGAUGCGCAUGCGGCUGAAAUCGGGGCAGAUGUCUCCGAUGCUCAAGGGGGCUUUAAGUGUGUUUAGAAGCCCGACUGUGCAGGAGAAAACGACAGGGGGGAUGCGGCCGGCUACUGCUGCCCGGAUUUCGGCUUUAACUGCUGGAGGGGGUGGGGGUGUGAAAGGGGAUGAGAAGUGGAGUGCUGGGCUCAAGCCUUUAUGGGCCUCAUUUAAGAAGGGGGCUAGUGGGAAGGAGAAGGAGGGGGGCAGUGGGAAGGAGCGAUAA
Messenger RNA from Closterium sp. Naga37s-1, 2880 nucleotides. NCBI's taxonomy places the organism in Eukaryota, Viridiplantae, Streptophyta, Zygnematophyceae, Desmidiales, Closteriaceae. The record is from the annotation of a GenBank genome assembly.